Acanthosepion pharaonis is the source of this 1971-nucleotide messenger RNA. The record is from the annotation of a GenBank genome assembly. NCBI's taxonomy places the organism in Eukaryota, Metazoa, Mollusca, Cephalopoda, Sepiida, Sepiidae.
AUGGCAAGUUUGUCACAGCUGUACGCUGAUUUGAAUAAAUUCAAUCAAAGCCAGGAAUAUGAGAGGGCCAUCAAAGUCACCAAUAAAAUUAUCACUGAGCACAGUGGAGAGUCAGUGGCUCUUCAUUCUAAAGUGAUCUGCCUUAUUCACCUAGGACGUUUUGAUGAAGCCCUCAUAGCCAUGAAGAAAUACCCAAAUCUCUCAAAGGGCCUUAAUUUUGAAAAAGCUUAUUGUGAAUAUCGCCUUAACAAAACUAAUGAGGCCCUCAAAACAUUGCGUGAAGUUGAAAAACCUGAUUAUCAAACUCAGGAACUUCUAGCACAGGUGUUGUAUCGCUUAGAACAGUAUGAUGAAUGCUACAAAUUGUAUAAACAACUCAUCAAAAACUCUGAGGAUGAUUUUGAUGAAGAGAGACAGACAAAUCUUGCAGCUGUACUUAGCUCCUUGCAAAUGUGGACAGAGAAUGAUAUGGAAGAUCCUGGUCUUAACGAUCUGUCUUAUGAACUUUGCUAUAAUAAAGCUUGUUUGUUAAUUGGUAAGAAGCAGUACAAAGAAGCUGAAGAGAAAUUACGUAAAGCUGAAGUUCUUUGCCGCAAAAGCUUUGAGGAUGAUCCUGAUGUUACUGAAGAAGAUAUAAGUGAAGAAGUUGCAUUAUUAAAAACUCAGUUGGCUUAUGCAUUACAAGUUCAGGGCCGUCCUGAAGAAGCCUUACAAUUUUAUAACCAAGUACUGAAAACAAAACCUUCAGAUGUUGGAGUUAUUGCUGUAGCAUCAAACAAUAUUGUGACUUUGAAUAAGGAACAAAAUGUAUUUGAUUCAAAGAAGAAGAUCAAAAUAGCAACAUCAGGCAGUGUCCAUCAGAAAUUGACAUCUAUUCAACAGAAUAAAAUUAAAGUUAACCAGGGUUUAUUGUACAUGUAUACAAACCAGGGUGACCAAGUUCGCAACGUUAUCAAGGAGCUGAAAGAUAAAUAUGAGGACAAAGAAUCAGCAGUACUGAUUGAAGCUGCACAAAACAUACGUGACAAACAAGUUUCCAGAGCCAUUGAUAUACUCAAAGAUUACACCAAUGACAAAGGUGAUGAUAGAGUUAAGUUAACCCUAGCACAACUUUAUCUUGGUCAAGGUAGUGUCUUUCAAGCUUGUGAUGUUCUUAAGUCAAUGGGAGUUAUCCAGUAUACACCAGGAGUGGUGUCAGCCUUGGUUACAUUAUAUAUGAGUCAGGAAGAUUAUCAAUCAGCAAGCAAAGUGUUUGAUGAUGCAGUCAACUGGUGUAAGACAAAGCCAAAAAGUGAUGACCUCAUGAUAUUGAUGAGAGCUAAUGCCAACUUUCACAUGAAACAUGGUGAUCCCAAGCAGGCAGCUUUUCUUCUUGAACAGAUUUCUCAAAAUAAUCCUAAAGAUUCACAUAUAUUGGCUCAGUUAUUUUCUGCCUAUUCUCUGUUUGAUCCACAAAAAGCUCAACAAAUGAGUCGACAGUUGCCAUCAGUUGAUGAAAUAAUUUCUGGUGUUGAUGUGGAUGAUUUGGAAAAAGCAUUUGGAACUAUGGGUCCAAAAUAUCUGAAAAAGUUACAAAAACCAGAGCCUUCACCUGCAACUGAUGGAAUUAGGCUUAUACAGAUGAAAAAAAAGAAGAAAAAGAAGAAAACCAAGUUUCCUAAAAACUAUGAUCCAAAUGUUACACCUGACCCUGAACGAUGGUUACCUCGAAGAGAAAGAUCUUACUACAGAGGAAAGCGUAAGGACAAAAAUAAAAAUAUUGGUAAAGGAACUCAAGGUGCCACUACUCCUUCUGGAGACAUUGAUGCCAGCAAGCAAUGUACACCAGGCAGCGGAGCUAGUUCUCCUCGACCAGCUGCCAAUCCAACCAAGCCUUCUCCACAGCCUUUAAACCGACAACAGUCGCAAGCAUCUGGAGGAGGACGUAAUAAUAACAAUAAUAAUAAGAAAAAGAAAAAGAGCAAGCGGUAA